Molecule: messenger RNA, 648 nt
Organism: Suillus subaureus
Lineage: Eukaryota; Fungi; Basidiomycota; Agaricomycetes; Boletales; Suillaceae
Exons: 3
Coding region: 1-648 (215 amino acids)
Source: RefSeq, a predicted model, not a curated record
AUGCUUCUUGAUCCCACAUACUGGAUUCAACAUCCUCCUCGAUUCCGUUAUUUGAUACAACAGAUUUCUACUCUACUGCCUGCUUUAGAGUCUGACCCAGGCACACAGAACCACAAUUGGGUUGCAGACCUUUUUGUCGAAGAUGUGCAGGCUACCACACUGGUGAAGACCCCAAUCAUGGACAGCGCUGGCUCGGUCACAGAGCCUGAACCUGAAGAUAUCAUUGUGCAGGCUACCACACCAGCGAAGACCCCAAUCGCGGACAGCGCUGGCUCGAUUAUGGAGCCUGAACCUGAAGAUGUCACUGUGCAGGCUACCACUCUGGUGAAGACCCCAAUCGUGGACAGCACUGGCUCGAUUACAGAGCCCGAAUCUGACACAGAGAUUGUGCCUCUUCAAGUUACCUCAGGGCCGUGCACAGAUUCAGGCUCAACAACUGAACCAGAAUCUGAUGAAAACAGUCCAGCAGCCACAUCAACUCCAGGAAGCACCACUAUACCACCAUGUCUUGAAUGUCUCGAUCCACACUCAUUCUUCGCUACUCCAAGUCCCCCUCCUCCAGAUUCAAUUUACUGGAAAUACGUCACACAUGAAGAAGACUCAAAGUGUUGUGCAUCAGUGGAAGCGAGAGCUGCAGGCAUUGUUUGA